AUGAUCCCGCAGGUAAAGAAGCCGGAUUUGGAGUCCCUGGGCUGGCGUGGUUACACCGGGUCUACGGAGAAGUUUGAGGUUCUUAAUCCGACUCGUGCCAUUGUUGCUGUGGCUGGUGAUGACAUCAUUCUGCCCUGUUACAUCAAACCCAACAUCAGCGCUGAGGACAUGAGAGUUGAAUGGUUCAGAUUCAACCUCCCAGACACUCAGUCAAACAUUCGCGUCCAUCUCUACCAAGACGGCAGAGACAAAUACCAUGAUCAGAUCAGCUCCUACAGUGGAAGGACAUCGUUGUUUAAAGAGGAACUGAAGAAGGGCAACACCUCUUUGAAGCUGACCAGGGUACAAGGAACUGAUGAUGGAUUUUACAAAUGUCUUGUUCAGUCUAAGACACAUUAUGAUGAUGCUACUGUUCAAGUCUACAUAACAGCUACAGGAUCCAAGCCAGAGGUUUUCAUUGAGGGAGAGAAAGAAGGAGGGGUGGCUCUGCUGUGUGUAUCUAAAGGCUGGUUCCCUGAGCCUGAGUUGGAGUGGCUGGACAGUAAAGGGGUCACUCUGUCUGCUGGAUCUUCAGAGACAGACAGGGACUAUGAGGGAUUCUACAUAGUCAAAUUAAAGACCAUCGUAAAGGAGACUGACACCAACGUCUUUACCUGCAGACUGAGACAGAAGCAGCUCCAUGAGGUGAUGGAGACAGAGUUUCACGUCCCUAGUGAGCUGUUCUUUUUUCACACACACACAUGGAGAGUGGCGUUUGUAGUGAUUGUCUCUCUGGGCGUUGUCCUUGUGAGCAUUAUCAAUGUGGCCAUAUUAGCCUUCAACAUCUGGCGCUGGAAGGGUUUGCGCAUCGACUAUGUGAAUGUGACUCUAGACCCUGAUACAGCACAUCCUAAACUCAUCCUGUCUGAAGACGGGAAACAAGUGAGAUGUGGAAACAUUAAACAGGAUCUCCCUGACAACCCAGAGAGGUUUGAUACUGGUCACUAUGUCCUAGGAAAGGAGGGCUUCUCCUCAAGGAGAUUCUACUAUGAGGUGCAGGUGGAGGGGAAUACUGGGUGGACUUUAGGAGUGGCCAAAGAGUCCAUCAACAGGAAGGGGAAGAUUGACCUGAACACUGAGAAUGGAUGCUGGACUUUGUGUCUGAUGGAUGGAAAGUAUAACAUUUUCACUGGUCCCUCUGUCACCCUCUCCCUGAGAGAGAAGCCCCAGAAGGUGGGGGUGUUUGUGGAUUAUAAGGAGGGUCAGGUCUCCUUCUAUAAUGUGGAGGCCAGGUCUCAUAUCUUCUCUUUCACUGGCUACACCUUCACUGAGAAACUCUAUCCAUUAUUUUAUUGUGGUACUAUUGAUAACUCAGCCCCACUGGUCAUCACUCCUGUAGAUGUCACUGACUGA
Salvelinus namaycush (lake trout) is the source of this 1392-nucleotide messenger RNA. Its product is annotated as butyrophilin subfamily 1 member A1-like. The transcript is spliced from 5 exons. The record is from RefSeq and is a predicted model, not a curated record. Gene Ontology annotation, molecular function: protein binding. Bases 1 to 1392 code for a protein of 463 amino acids. Lineage: Eukaryota; Metazoa; Chordata; Actinopteri; Salmoniformes; Salmonidae.